UUGGCGCGCAUCGACCCAGUGCGGCCGCGAAACCGCCCGGGUGGCCAACCCAGUCUUGCAAGGAGAGCGGCGGGCGGAUGGAGGAGGAGGAGGAGGAGGAGGAGGAGGGGGAGGGGGGCUGCCGAGAGCCGCCCGCGCGGCUGGAGCAGCGGGGCCCUCCGCGGCAGCGGGGCCUCUUCGGCCGGGGGCGCCGCUGCCCCGCUGCCGCGGCGCGCCUCGGGCACUGCAGGGGCGCGACGCCCGCGAGGAGCGGCCCUCGCCCGCGGCGGCGGGCCGCCGACCAGCCACGGCUCGGGGGAUCAGGUUCAGGGCACUCGGGCGAUGCGGCGGUUGCGCGCAUCGGCCAGGGCGCGACGGGUGAACUCGUGCACGCCCUCGUGCACCCAUUUCUUGUUAGGGUGAACCAUCUCCGAGGGCACGACGCCGUGGAUAGGCAGCGACUGGAGGAUGAGAAGAGGAGGAGGGCAGGAGAAGGAUGAAUCGUGUCCGUGGGAUGGGGCAGGCAGGCGAUGAGAGGGGCAACCAAGGCUUUACAAGCUGACUCCCCCGUCAGAUCGGAGCCCACUCUCAGUCCAUAGCACACGACAGCGGCAAGGCGCUGGCAGGCCUGCGGCGAGGCGCGCCGCGCCGGGGCGCGGGCCGCGGGGGCGCGGCUGCGGGCGCCAGAAGGCGUCAGAUCC
This is a messenger RNA of Prorocentrum cordatum, 680 nucleotides long. The record is from the annotation of a GenBank genome assembly. Lineage: Eukaryota; Dinophyceae; Prorocentrales; Prorocentraceae.